This is a messenger RNA of Antechinus flavipes (yellow-footed antechinus), 1925 nucleotides long. It is a transcript of the gene VSIG4, whose product is annotated as V-set and immunoglobulin domain containing 4. Lineage: Eukaryota; Metazoa; Chordata; Mammalia; Dasyuromorphia; Dasyuridae. The record is from RefSeq and is a predicted model, not a curated record. The coding region runs from base 100 to 1440 and encodes 446 amino acids. Gene Ontology annotation, molecular function: complement component C3b binding. Gene Ontology annotation, biological process: negative regulation of complement activation, alternative pathway; negative regulation of interleukin-2 production; negative regulation of T cell proliferation. The transcript has 10 exons.
AAUUGAGUGAGAGAUAAUAGGGAAGGAAGGGGAACUGGCAAGGUACCAGAGCUGGCUCCGGGUUCAUCGGCAUCAGGAGGGAGACGGCAGCAGCGAGCGAUGUUUGCUAUGGCGCUGUUCCUGGAGAUGGUUCUCCUGGCCCACCUCUUGGUCCAUCUGAACGCUACCCCCACGUUAGAAGGGCCUAAAAAGGUAAUUGGUCCCUGGAAGGGGAAUGUCAACAUCAACUGCACCUACCGCCCCAUGGAAGGUUACAAAGAGCACCAAAUGAAGUGGUUGGUUCGGCAGAAUAAUGACCCAGUCACCAUCUUUGUCCGGGAUGGAACCGGAGACCACAUUCAGCAGACCAAGUACCGAGGUCGACUGGAGGUGACCAAAGACACCCUGGGAGAUGUGUCCCUGUUCCUGGACAAUUUGGAGAUGGAUGACAGAGGUCAAUAUGUGUGCCAAGUGACCUGGAAGCUCGCUAAUGGUGACCAGGUGAUGAGAGAGCACACAACAGAGCUUCAAAUCCAGAAACUCCCCGUCUCGAAGCCCCUGGUGACCACGGGCUCUGGCUAUGGUUUCAAGGUGCCCCACGGCAUGAGAAUCAGUCUCUUGUGCCGGGCGCGAGGCUCUCCUCCUAUCACCUACAAGUGGUACAAGGGGACCCCAGAUGGUACUCCGACCCAGGUGACUUCCCUCGGCACCCUGCUCUUUAAGCCCGCCCAGGUCUCUGACUCUGGGAUAUACUUCUGCGUAGCCAAGGCCCGUGUUGGUCCUGAGCAGAUGAGUGACCCUGUCCACUUUGUGGUCACAGAGUCUUCUAAGAGGCCUACAACACAGAUGCAGCCUGGGAAGUUGACAGCCAGCACCCCCUACCCGGAAGUGCUACGCCCAUCCACCCCCGAGCCCCCGGCUAGAGACCAGACGUCGGCCCCGGGAAGCUUCUCCGAGACAAGCGCGGUGGGGCCAGCAACGCAUCCAGCUACUCCAGACACGUCACCUGGGGAACAGGCAACCAUGGAAACCAGCCACGCUGGAGGGAGAAGUGAGGGGCCCGGUCCCACUUCAAGAGCUACGUUGAGGGACCAGGGAAAUGUGGACCAAAGAACGGCCCAGGGCCUGCCCCUCUACGCCAUCAUCCUGAUCUCCCUGGUCUGCAUCUUGCUGGUCUUUGCCAUGGCCUUUGGCCUGGGUCGGAGAAGAUCCCAAGAGGGGCACAUCUACGAAGUGGCCAGGAUGAGUACGGGAGACGGCCCCAGGGUCUCCAUCUACUCUGGGAGCCCGAGCCAGGUGGCGGCUGAGUCCAGGGCCCUUGAGAAUGAGUAUCACAGUGACCCCUCUGGGACCCAGGAUUAUCAGAUCAUCACCCAGGCCAACAGCGACUACGCCCGGCUGCUGUGUGGGAACAACUCGGCGGAAUCAGAGAUGCAAGAUAACGGAAAACCCAACCUCUAAAGACGAUGGGGCUGGGGGGCAGAUGGUCUGGCCACUGGCCUGGCUCGUCCCGCCUUCCCUUCCUUCCUCCCUGAGAUAGGAGGGGUCCUCCCCAAGCCAUGCUGCCCAUAACCCCACUGCAUCCCCUCCCCUGCCAUCGCCUCCCAUCCCACCUCCCGGCACGAACCCCUCGGUUCCUGGCCGAUGGGACGGGAUGUUCCUGGAAAAAUAAGCUUUAGCAUGGAAAAUUGCCGUUGUAGGUCCCCGCUUUGCUCCCAGCCAUCGGCCUCCCCGCCUCCCUGUGCUGACAAGGCAAAGAACCACUGGUCCCAGGUUUGGCGGCCGGGGUGCUAGGUCCAUAGAGGAUCUCUCCAUAUUUCUUUGGGCCUAGAGGAGAGAGUGUUUCGGACACUGUGCGGAGAUGGACUCUGUCGCCUUCUGUGAGCCCACGUCCAGCAUGGUGUUGUUUCUCAAUAAAAGAUUACUGGAAAUCCCAGUCAAUGCCA